GUGACAGACAUAGGAGAUGCAAUGAUCUUGAAGCGACUAUUUGAAGAAUUGUUCUCCCGUGGAGUGAUAAUGGUAGCCACGAGCAAUCGCCCCCCUGAUGACCUCUACAAAAAUGGUCUCCAACGUUCCAACUUUCUUCCUUUUAUUGCCAUGAUGAAAGGCAGGUGCAAGGUUGUGUCCUUGGACUCAGGCAUUGAUUAUCGUCUCCAAGGAGCCAAAGAUACGACAAAGAAAUUGGAGACCUUGUUCAAAGCCCUAGCUGCUCAGGAGACAGAUAGGGUGAGACCCCGCACCCUGACCAUCAAAGGGCGACAUGUGACUCUCUCUCGCACCUGUGGCCAACUAGCUGAUUGCACUUUUGCUGAGCUCUGUGAUCAAGCCUUGGGUGCUAUUGACUACCUUCAUCUCAGUCAUAUGUUCCAUACUCUGUUCAUCCGUGACAUCCCAAUCCUCAACCAGCGUCUCAAGUCCCAGGCCAGGCGGUUCAUCACCCUCAUUGAUACCCUGUAUGAUAAUCGUGUGAGAAUCAUUUGCUCUGCUGCAGCAACACCUGAUGGUCUUUUUGUACCUGACAACAAAGAUGAGUUUGCUGAUGAACAUCGGGUACUCUUUGAUGAUCUUGGCCUUUCUGUCGGAUCCCUGUUUGGACUGGAUAAGCUGGCCCACCAGAAACGGCUGGAGGCAGCUGAUGCCGAACGACAGCGGAAGAGUCGCCAUUACAGAGAGGGCCAAGCCGAAACACCAUCGUACACAGGGGGCGUAUCGGAGGAGGCAAUGCGGCGACGCCGAAGAAGGGAAGAGGAAAGAGACAGACACAGGGGCAUCGCAGCGCAGACACGGAAAGAUGGAGUUCACCAUCACUCACGAAGCUCAUCAAGGCGUGAUGAGUCCACCCGAACUCCAAAAUUUCGUGAUGAACCCCAUACACCUCUAAUGCCAGUGAAGGAUGCCCCUAGUCGAAGUUCGUGGGAUGAUGAUGACCCAACACCCCCAAAAAGAUCAACAUGGGACCUGCCUACCCCUACAAUAUACUCCAGAAAAGAGCCAUCAUCUCGACGACUCAAGGAAACACCCUUGCCAACUCCCUCAUAUAAAAAGAAUCCAUGGAUGCGCAGUACAGACGAUGUUUCCACCCGUGGAGACAAUCCCGAGAUCCGGCAGCUAUGGGAGGAUGAGCAGCGACGGCUUGACCGUGAAUGGUACAAUUUGGACGAGGGUUAUGAUGAGACACAUAAUCCAUUUGAUGAUGUGAGCCAAGAGUAUGUCGAGAAGAAGGAGAAGCAGUUGGAAUCACGCAAGAACAAGCGAAUGUCGGCCAUGCAGCGUCAGAUCAAUAAGGACAAUGAGCGCUGGGAAACCAAUCGGAUGCUUCGUUCUGGUGUUGUCUUGCAGAAGAAUUUUGAUGAAGACUUCGAGGAAGAGGGCGAGGCACGCAAGAAGAAGGAGGAUGACGUUGAACAAGGUGAAGAAACUAACUACAAAGAGAAGCAGAAGUACGCUGAUCACAUGAAGGAGAAGGGUGAAGCAGUGAGCGAAUUCGCCAAACGCCGCACGUUACACGAACAACGUCAGUAUCUCCCGGUCUUUGCAGUUAGGCAGGAGCUGCUGACAGUGGUACGAGAGAACAAUGUUGUUGUGGUGGUUGGAGAAACUGGAAGCGGAAAGACAACUCAGUUGGCCCAAUACUUACACGAAGAGGGUUACUCAAAGUAUGGGAUGAUUGGUUGCACGCAACCACGUCGUGUGGCUGCCAUGUCAGUGGCCAAAAGAGUGUCUGAGGAAAUGAACUGCACUUUGGGAGAAGAAGUUGGAUAUGCGAUUCGAUUCGAAGACUGUACCGGCCCCAAAACUGUCAUCAAAUACAUGACUGAUGGGAUCUUGCUUCGUGAGUCCUUACGUGACUCACACCUUGAGACAUACAGUGUUGUAAUCAUGGAUGAAGCACAUGAACGGUCCCUGAACACCGACGUUUUAUUUGGUCUCCUUCGUGAUGUUGUGCGGCACCGUCAGGACAUGAAGCUUAUUGUGACCUCUGCCACAAUGGAUGCAUCCAAGUUUGCCAACUUUUUUGGCAAUGUCCCCAUAUAUAUCAUUCCUGGCCGGACCUUUCCUGUGGAGACCUAUUUCAGCAGGAACCCGGUUGAGGACUAUGUGGAUGCAGCUGUGAAGCAAGUUCUACAGAUCCAUCUUGGUCCGAUGAAAGGUGACAUCUUGGUUUUUAUGCCAGGGCAGGAAGACAUAGAGGUCACAUGCGAUGAAAUCAAGGAGCGGCUGUCGCAGAUUGAUGAAGCACCCACAUUGGCGGUCUUGCCGAUAUAUUCGCAACUACCGAGUGAUUUGCAAGCCAAGAUUUUCCAGAAGGCACCGGAUGGUGUUAGGAAAUGCGUUGUGGCCACAAACAUCGCCGAGACGUCCCUGACAGUAGACGGAAUCAUGUUUGUGGUCGACUCGGGUUAUUCCAAGCUCAAAGUGUUCAACCCACGGAUCGGUAUGGAUGCUCUGCAAAUCUACCCGAUUUCACAGGCCAAUGCAAAUCAGCGGACAGGUCGUGCUGGGCGAACCGGCCCUGGUCAUUGCUACCGUCUCUUUACCGAACGCCAGUACAAAGAAGAACUCUUGGCAAUGACGGUGCCAGAGAUUCAACGGACAAACCUGGCCAACGUUGUCCUCCUAUUGAAGUCCUUGAAGGUGGAAGAUCUGCUUCAGUUCCACUUCAUGGACCCACCACCCGAGGAAAACAUGCUGAAUUCCAUGUACCAGCUGUGGAUCCUGGGAGCCCUGGACAACACCGGUCAGCUGACAAAGCUAGGCGAGAAGAUGGUGGAGUUCCCCCUGGAUCCGUCCCUGUCCAAGAUGCUGAUCGUGAGCGUGGAGAUGGGCUGCAGCGCAGAGAUUCUCAUCAUCGUCUCCAUGCUUUCUGUACCGGCCAUCUUCUUCAGGCCCAAGGGAAGAGAAGACGAUGCUGAUGCCAUGAGGGAAAAAUUCCAGGUCCCAGAAUCGGACCACCUAACCUACCUCAAUGUGUACCAGCAGUGGAAGACCAAUCGAUACUCAUCGUCGUGGUGUGACGAACACUUCCUCCAUUCCAAGGCCAUGCGAAAGGUUCGUGAGGUGCGGGAGCAACUGAAGGAGAUCAUGGAACAGAAUAAGAUGAAAAUAUUGUCGAGUGGCACCGAUUGGGAUGUAGUGCGCAAGUGCAUCUGCUCGGCGUACUUUCACCAAGCGGCACGCCUGAAGGGGAUCGGGGAAUACGUGAACCUACGAACGGGGAUGCCCUGUCACUUGCACCCGACUAGUGCCCUUUUUGGCAUGGGUUACACCCCGGACUAUAUCGUCUAUCACGAACUGGUUAUGACUGCCAAGGAGUACAUGCAGUGUGUGACGGCCGUCGAGGGUCACUGGCUCGCCGAGUUGGGUCCCAUGUUUUUCAGCAUCAAGGAAACCUUGAAGAGCGGACGGAAACGGACACGGGAGAACACCACGUUCAUGGAAGAAGAAAUGGAGCGCGCCACUCGUGAGAUGGAGCGACGCAAGACCGAACAGACAGAGAGAGAAUUGGCAUCUGCAAGAAGUCACCAGGAUAUUGCAACUCCUGGAAGGAUGCAUUUGGCACCGCCGAAGACGCCUGGACGAUUUGGCCUUUGAUUUUGUGACUUCAUCCGUUCGUAAUAUAUGUUAAUUUGUUUA
Darwinula stevensoni is the source of this 3687-nucleotide messenger RNA. The record is from the annotation of a GenBank genome assembly. NCBI's taxonomy places the organism in Eukaryota, Metazoa, Arthropoda, Ostracoda, Podocopida, Darwinulidae.